ACUUCAUCGAAGUAUAAUUAUAAUCUAUUGGAACCUCAAGAGAUCGAGCGAGAGCGAAAAGAUGGUGGGAUGGCUGAGCGAGAGAGAGACGAACGAGUUGCUUGAAAAGAUAGAGAAGGCGAUUGAUUUUCGUGCAUCCAGGCGAUUCUUCAAACAUUUCCGUGUACUCAAAGUUGAACAAUUGGAGGGUCUCCGUGUUCCGGAAAUUUUUAUGCCAAAACAUUUGGCAACUCUCUUCAGUGUUGGCUAUGAUUCUAACUCUGCUUUAUCCGAGGGCAGCCAAAGUUCAAACAACUCUAGUCGUGAAGAAUGGUCACAAGUCUUUGAUAGGGAUGGACGCUUUCGUUUCUAUCACAUUAUUUCUUUGUUUCCUCCAGAUGAUCUCUCUAAUGGUAUGAAGAUGCACUAUAGGCAAACUCUUUGCUGGGCUCAUUUUGCAGUGACAAGUUACAAUGAAAAUCAUGGUGCCGAUUACGAGCUUGUUGCCCCUUUAGUAAGUUGUCCCAUCUAUCUUUGGGAAUCGGUGCAUGGUUGGCAUGCUUAUGUCAAUUUCUUCGCUAAGCCUAAAUACAGUGAUUCCUCUCCCGACCUCUUUUUUGCCGAGUUGGUGGCAUGUGGUGAUUCAGCUAAUGAAGUUAUCAGGUGCUGUAUCUUGAAACCUCGUCCUUCUCCAGUUGCCAAAGCUUUUGACCUUGUUGAAUUUUGGCUUCCUCCUGGAGAAGAAUACCAUUCGCCAACAUUAUUUUGUGAUUCCGACUCCGAGUGAUUGUUCUGAUCUUUUUAUUUAUCAAACUAGAUAGUCUCCCUCUCCUCCUUGGAUUGGUGUUUACUUGUAUUAUUUCUUUUGUUAAUACAAGUUAACUUUUGUGAUUUAAAAGUUAAGCUAUAUGUCUAUCUCUCUUUUUGAUGGCAUGUUCCACAUUUCUUCCAAUGCACUUGGUUUAUAAGUCUGUGAGGAGAAGGGUGAGGACUUAUAAGUAAA
Messenger RNA from Daucus carota subsp. sativus, 982 nucleotides. RefSeq lists its product as uncharacterized. Lineage: Eukaryota; Viridiplantae; Streptophyta; Magnoliopsida; Apiales; Apiaceae. The transcript is spliced from 5 exons. The coding region runs from base 62 to 766 and encodes 234 amino acids. The record is from RefSeq and is a predicted model, not a curated record.